This is a messenger RNA of Physella acuta, 2139 nucleotides long. Its product is annotated as ankyrin-2-like. The record is from RefSeq and is a predicted model, not a curated record. Gene Ontology annotation, molecular function: protein binding. Lineage: Eukaryota; Metazoa; Mollusca; Gastropoda; Physidae.
AUGUUCAUAAACAGUAAGAAUUCUGAUGGCAAAGCGCCUUUACAUCUUGCUGCAGAAAAAAGCGAUUUAUAUUAUGGGGAACUUUUAUUAAAGGAUGGGGCGGAUGUUAAUGUCAAAACAAGUUACGGAGAUAGCCCAUUGUAUAUAAGCGCUGUAUUGCGUCGUAAAGAUUUUGUUCAACUUCUGGUGAAAUGGAAAGUCAAUGUCAAUCAACUGAACGGUCGUCAUAAAAUGUCAGCUUUACAUGCGUGUUGUCAAUCGGGAUGCAAGGAAAUUGCGGAUAUUCUGUUGGAUGCAGGCGCUGAUGUAAAUCUGGUUGACGGGAGCGGCGAGACAGCUUUAUAUUACGCUGCUAGGUGUGAAAGUUCGAAACUCGCUAAGUUGCUUAAAGAAACACGUAAUAUUAUCGAUCGAGCUAGAUUUAGUAAAAAACCGGCUGACUUGACGCAUUGGACAGCUUUAUAUACUGCUGCUGUUAAAGAAAGUAAGAGUCUUAUACAGUUGCUUUUAGAUAAAGGCGCGGAUGUUAAUAGCACUGAUAACUUUGGUACAACAGCUUUACAUAUCGCAUCACAAGAGGGCUCAAAUGAAAUUGUCGAUUUUUUACUUCAAGCUGGAGCCUCAGCAGAUAUCAUAGACAACUGUGGUCAAACAGCUUUACACUGUGCUGUUCAGGUAGGGGUAAAUUCUGAAACAGCCUUAACACUGUUAAAAAAGACAAGCGUUUUUGACAUCGCAGAUAGCUGUGACAACACAGCUUUACACUACAGCUGUAAGAACGAUCUUAAAGAAGUUGUGGAGGCAUUACUGGAAGCUGGAGCUGAUGUUGAGCGCAGAGGCCUGUUGGGAAGUACCCCAUUACACUACAGUGUAAUAGGGAAGAAGAUUGAGACCAUGAGACUGCUUAUCCAACGUGGCGCUAAUCUUGACAUCACAGACAAUAACGGUCAGACUGCUUUGGAUAUGGCCACUAAGAAAUCAAACAAUGAAGCAGUUGCUGUUCUAAGACAACACGGAGCUAAAUCAUCAGCAGAGAUUAAAGAGAAAAACACCAGCACUGUUGUGGACUCUUCAACGUUUACAGAAGUUAAAUCAAUGACAGAAACAACUUCAUCACCAAGUAUCACAACGCCACCACCUUCUGCUUAUACUCCAUUUUUAAGAGAUGAUACUACCCCAAGUAAUUACACUACACCAUCUAUGGAUGCAACACCAUCAGCUUCUUCAGAUGCUCCAAUUGAAAGUGGUGAUACCAUCCCAAAUUCUGAUAAUGCAACAUCUUUGGUUAUGACACCAAUAGCUUCUACAACUAAUUUGGUUAGAAGUGAUGAUACUACCCCAAGUAACGAUACUACACCAGCUAUGGGUACAACACCAUCAGCUUAUCCAACUACACUAGAUACAAGUGAUGAUACUAACCCAAGUAAUGAUACUGCACCAUAUAUGGAUACAACACCAACAGCUCAUACAAAUACACCAGAUGCAAGCGAGGAUAUUACCCCAAGUAAUGAUACUACACCAACAAAAGAUACAACACCUAAAGCUUCUACAACUACUCCAAAUGAAAGUGAUGAUACUAACCCAAGUCAUGAUAAUGCACUAUAUAAGGAUACAACACCAACAGCUCCUGCAACUACUCCAAAAGCAAGAAAUUAUACUACUCCAAGUAAUGACACUACACCAAUUAUGGAUACAACACCAUCAGCCAAUCCAACUACUCUAGUUACAAGUGAUGAUUAUACCCCAAGUACUGAUACUGCACUAUCUAAGGAUACAACACCAAUAGAUUCUACCCCUACAAUUACUCAUACUGCACCAACUAUAAAUACAGUACCAAAAGACUGUAUCACGACUAACACAGUUAUUACUACCCCAAAUAAGCAAGACACAAUGGCCAGAAAAGCAAAGACUAGGAACAGCAAAUCGCCAAUUAUAAAUAAUGUCAAGAACUGUAUUUUCCACUUCAACUUCAACCAAAUGAACAUCGACAAUGUCGGCAAUCUGGCCCUCAAUGGAAAUAUCAUAAUUUAUAAUCAAAAUAAGAAGCCUGUAUCCGGCAUAACAAGACAGGCCCUGACACGGGAUCCACUGCAUAAAAGUAAUAGAUGUCAGCCAAGUACCCGCAAGAAAAAUAUAUAG